This is a messenger RNA of Bombyx mandarina (wild silkworm), 1047 nucleotides long. RefSeq lists its product as uncharacterized. NCBI's taxonomy places the organism in Eukaryota, Metazoa, Arthropoda, Insecta, Lepidoptera, Bombycidae. The record is from RefSeq and is a predicted model, not a curated record. Gene Ontology annotation, molecular function: protein binding.
UAGUACGGCAAACGUACAAAAUGCUCAUGAAAUAUUUAGUAAUGUUAAUUGUCGCGAGUGCAGAAGCGAAAAUACGAAUCUAUCUGACUGAUACACCGCUACAGAUAAUAGGGACGAGAUUGUACAAGAAAGAACUAUUAACAGACCUAUACCAGGCGCCAAAAGAAUUGACAUAUGACUCGUCGAGCAGAAACCUUUAUUUCAUGUACAUGGAUGAUGCUCUACAGAAUUCGGGCAGGGCCUACAUCAAUAUCAUAACGAAACGAGCAAUGAAGAUCGAUGGUAUUGAAAAGAACAAAGCCAUAGCUGUUGAUUCUGAAACCGGCGAGGUGUAUUUCGGUACAACCGACGGACUAUACAAAUACGAUCCAAUAACCAACGAAGCUACAAAUAUCGGACUGUACAAUGUGAAUAUAAUGAAACUAGUCGUGAGGAACAACCAAAUGUAUUUGCUCGAUGCCAACAAUCAUAUGAUUUACAAAGUCUACGACCACGGAAAGGCAACGAUCAGAAUGAGAAACGGGAAAACUGUGGUUGAAUUUGACGUAGACGAGCGAGGUAAUGUCCAUUAUGUCACGUUGUGCGGCUUAUACUGCGCCAUUGAGAACGGCGAAGUUAUCAAGAACAAAGAUUUGGAUAUCGUUAACAAUUUUAUUGUACACGAGGAGAAGACGUUUGCCGUCACCGAAGAAGGCUUGUAUGAUAUCGAUUGCGAGAAUGGAACAGCAACAAGAGUUGCCCGUCUCGAUUUCGCCCCUAGAAGUAUGACUUUUGGUGAUUACGGCGAUAUCUUUUAUUCGCUCGACGACGCUAUAUACAGGUUAAGGCCAAUAGUGUCUUAUCAAGUUUACAAUUUGUACGGGAGAAGUUGAUCGGACGUUAUCGGUUUUUGUUUUCAAUCAGAGUUUGUUAUAUGAACUAUAAAAUAUUCGUGUACACAGGGAUGUUUUUAUGUGAUGAUAAAUUGUCUGUUUUAUUGGAUAUUGAUGGCACUUUAAUUGGUGAUAGUAUUGUUGUGAGUAACUGACCUGAACUUAAGGCCGUAAG